AUCGGAAGAUUCUGCUUCCGAGCCACCCCUGGUCUCCGGGCGGGGAGGCGUGACGGGGCAAGGCUGGGCCUGUGGAGGCGCGCAGCGUCCGCUGAGCUCUAGGGGCAAUUCAGGCCGCGGCCUGUCAAAGCCAAGUCAGGGAGGCGCCCACCCUCCUGACAGGAUAAAAUGGCGGCGAUGGCGCCUGGAGGUGGCAGCGGUGGUGGCGGCGUGAAUCCAUUCCUCAGCGAUUCGGACGAGGAUGACGACGAGGUAGUGGCGACUGAGGAGCGGCGGUCAGGACUUCGCUUGGGUUCCGGGGGUGGCCUGGAUCCUGGCUCUGUGGGCUCGCUGUCGCCACAGGAUCCCGUGGCUUUAGGGAGCAGUGCGCGGCCAGGGCUCCCUGGAGAGGCGGCUGCGGCGGCCCUGGGGGGCUCUGGGGAGACCCCGGCCCGACUGUCCAUUGAUGCGAUCGCGGCUCAGCUGUUGCGCGAUCAGUACUUGCUGACGGCCCUCGAGCUGCACACCGAGCUGUUAGAGAGCGGCCGUGAGCUGCCUCGGCUGCGCGACUACUUCUCCAACCCGGGCAACUUCGAGAGGCAGAGCGGGACCCCGCCUGGGGUGGGAGCGCCUUGCUUCCCGGGAGCAGCCGGCGUAGGAGGCGCUGGAGGCCGGGAGCCGAGUACCACGUCGGGCGGGGGACAGCUCAAUCGAGCUGGGAGCAUCAGUACCCUUGAUUCCUUAGACUUUGCAAGAUAUUCAGAUGAUGGUAACAGGGAAACUGAUGAGAGAGUGGCAGUCCUGGAGUUUGAACUACGGAAAGCCAAGGAGACCAUUCAGGCCCUCCGAGCAAACCUAACAAAGGCUGCAGAAAAUGAAGUUCCUUUACAGGAACGAAAAAAUUACAAAUCAAGUCCUGAAAUUCAGGAGCCAAUCAAACCUCUUGAAAAGAGAGCUCUAAACUUCCUAGUCAAUGAAUUUUUACUGAAGAAUAAUUAUAAGCUUACAUCUAUAACCUUUUCCGAUGAAAAUGAUGAUCAGGAUGUUGAGAAACUUAGAUGGAUCUGCAAGUUACAAGAAGAAUAUUGGAUGGUGGAAAAUGAUUUUGAAUUGUGGGAUGAUGUAGGAUUAAACAUUCCCAAACCUCCAGACUUGCUGCAACUCUACCGCGAUUUCGGAAAUCAUCAAGUGUCUGGGAAAGAUCUUGUGGAUGUAGCCAGUGGAGUAGAAGAAGAUGAAUUAGAGGCUCUUACACCAAUUUUAGGCAACGCUCCUCCAACCUUUGCAACUCCUCAGCCUGUAGAGAACUCCUUGCUAGUCCAGAAAUUAGAAGAUACGAUUAGUUUAUUAAAUAGUGAAAAAUGGUCCUUGAUGGAGCAAAUCAGAAGACUUGAAAGUGAAAUGGACAUCCUCAAAAAUGAACACUUUGCCAUCCCAGUGGUUUGUGACUCUGUUCAGCCUCCUUUGGAUCAGUCUUCCCACAAGGACUCUGAAGACAGUGGACAGAAUUCAGUUGUAAACAGUUCAGAGAAGGGAAAAAGCAAGGAUAUUCAACUUUCAAUAUCAGAUGAAGUUGACUCCACUAUUCCUAAAGAAAAUUCCUUAAAUUCUUUCCCCAGGAGGGAAAGGGAAGGAAUGCCAUCUUCUUCUCCACCAAGUAAAAACGCAGUUCACUUCGAUAAACCCAAUAGGAAAUUGUCACCUGCUUUCCACCAAGCACUACUCUCUUUUUGUCGAAUGUCAGCAGAUAGUCGUUUAGGAUCAGAGGUAUCUCGGAUCGCAGACAGUGAAAAGAAUGUCAUGCUAAUGCUGGGGCGCUGCCUGCCACACAUUGUUCCUAAUGUGCUGCUGGCAAAGAGAGAGGAGUUGAUCCCCCUCAUAUUGUGUACAGCAUGUCUGCAUCCUGAGCCUAAAGAAAGAGAUCAGCUUCUCCACAUACUUUUCAAUUUGAUCAAGAGGCCAGAUGAUGAACAAAGGCAAAUGAUAUUAACAGGUUGUGUGGCGUUUGCACGUCAUGUUGGACCCACACGUGUAGAAGCCGAGCUUUUACCACAGUGUUGGGAGCAGAUUAAUCACAAGUACCCAGAAAGACGACUACUGGUGGCUGAAUCGUGUGGAGCAUUAGCACCUUACCUUCCUAAAGAAAUCCGUAGCUCCUUGGUUCUUUCAAUGUUGCAACAGAUGUUAAUGGAAGAUAAGGCAGAUUUGGUAAGGGAAGCUGUGAUCAAAAGCCUUGGUAUCAUUAUGGGAUACAUUGAUGAUCCAGACAAAUAUCAACAGGGUUUUGAAUUGUUGCUCUCAGCCUUAGGUGAUCCCUCAGAAAGAGUAGUUAGCGCAACACACCAAGUAUUUCUACCAGCUUAUGCUGCCUGGACUACAGAACUUGGAAAUUUACAGUCUCAUCUUAUACCUACACUACUGAAUAAGAUUGAAAAACUUCUCAGGGAAGGAGAGCACGGGCUGGAUGAACAUAAGCUCCACAUGUAUCUUUCUGCUUUGCAGUCCUUGAUCCCUUCACUCUUUGCACUAGUGCUACAGAAUGCACCUUUCGCCAGCAAAGCCAAGCUUCAUGGUGAAGUGCCACAGAUAGAAGUGACUAGGUUCCCCCGGCCUAUGUCACCUCUUCAAGAUGUAUCUACUAUUAUUGGAAGUCGUGAGCAAUUGGCAGUGCUACUACAACUUUAUGAUUACCAGUUGGAGCACGAGGGUACAACAGGCUGGGAGAGUUUACUAUGGGUUGUCAAUCAAUUGUUGCCACAACUUAUAGAAAUAGUUGGCAAAAUUAAUGUUACUUCAACUGCCUGUGUCCAUGAAUUCUCCAGAUUUUUCUGGCGCCUUUGCCGGACGUUUGGCAAAAUUUUUACAAACACUAAGGUAAAACCUCAAUUCCAGGAGAUUUUAAGACUGUCUGAAGAAAACAUUGAUUCCUCAGCAGGAAAUGGAGUCCUCACUAAAGCCACAGUCCCCAUUUAUGCAACAGGAGUCCUUACAUGUUAUAUUCAGGAAGAAGAUCGAAAACUGUUAGUUGGAUUCUUAGAAGAUGUAAUGACUCUGCUUUCAUUAUCUCAUGCUCCUCUUGAUAGCCUGAAGGCUUCUUUUGUGGAACUGGGUGCAAAUCCUGCCUACCAUGAGUUACUGUUAACGGUUUUGUGGUAUGGUGUUGUCCAUACUUCAGCACUUGUGAGGUGUACUGCUGCUAGAAUGUUUGAGCUGACUCUUCGAGGCAUGAGUGAAGCGUUAGUUGACAAGCGGGUUGCUCCGGCCCUUGUUACCUUGUCCAGUGAUCCAGAAUUCUCUGUCAGGAUUGCUACAAUUCCGGCCUUUGGCACUAUUAUGGAAACAGUUAUUCAAAGAGAGUUGCUGGAAAGAGUGAAAAUGCAGCUGGCUUCUUUCCUGGAAGAUCCUCAGUAUCAAGACCAGCAUUCUUUGCAUACAGAGAUCAUAAAAACAUUUGGUAGAGUUGGGCCUAAUGCUGAACCCAGGUUCCGAGAUGAGUUUGUUAUACCACAUUUGCAUAAGUUAGCCUUGGUGAACAACUUACAAAUCGUGGAUUCUAAAAGACUGGAUAUUGCUACCCAUCUUUUUGAAGCCUACAGUGCACUUUCCUGUUGUUUCAUUUCAGAAGAUUUAAUGGUUAAUCACUUUUUACCUGGUCUUAGAUGUUUACGCACUGACAUGGAACACCUUUCUCCAGAACAUGAGGUUAUUUUAAGUUCUAUGAUAAAAGAAUGUGAACAAAAAGUAGAGAACAAGACCGUCCAAGAGCCUCAAGGCUCAAUGUCAAUUGCUGCAAGCUUAGUGAGUGAAGAUACAAAGACCAAGUUUUUGAACAAAAUGGGCCAGUUGACAACAUCAGGUGCCAUGUUGGCCAAUGUGUUUCAGAGAAAGAAGUAAAAGCAGGAAGGAAACCUCCAGUAAACACUAAGAUGGACCUCAAGCAGACUGGUUCCAUGUACUUGAAGUACUUGCCUUUUUAUUUCUUCUGUUUUAUGUUCUUGCAUUAUAAUUUUAUCCUAAUCUCCAAAGAUAUUUGCACUGCUAUUGAUUAUUCCUGUAUAUGUGUUAAUUUGGGUUAUAACUGUGGUGAUAGAAAAUGGAGUUGAUAGUCUGUACCAAGUCCCUCUUCUGUGUUCUUGUCUUUCAGGAUAAUUUUAUAUAUAUAUAUAUAUAUAGUGAAGAGUUUUUGUUUUGUUUUGUUUUUAUUUUUGGAUGGGAUAUUAGCAAAUAUCUGUAUUAUACACUGAGCUAUUACAAUGGUACUUAAAAUAAUGUAAAUCGGAAGUCAUUGUUAUAAAGUAAUAAAAGUGGAGAUUACUUAAGUAUUUAAAUUAUGAAAGAAUAAUGCAGACUUUUUAUUGUUUCUUAACUGACUAGAAAGAGCCACCAGCAUUACUCUGUGCCUUUUGGACUUCAGUUUGUGUGUUCUGUAGGAUUGUGUGCAUUCCUUUCACGCAGUAUUUCUUUAUGAAGCUGUGAUGAAUUUGAGUUACAAAUCCUACAGCAAAUAGAUAAUGAUGAAACUUUCAACAUUUCAGAGCUCUCAUGAAUAUUCUUUAAGUGCUAUUUAAACCUCCCCAGCACUUACAUGCAUGUAAUGGACUUAACCUGAGGAAAGAUCACACAUAAACACUGGGAGUGUAACCAAGGUGAAUUUUACAAAGUGCUGUGUAGUAUAUUUAAAUGCUCCAGAAUAAGUGUAAUUGAGAAGAGCUAGUAAUUGUGAAAAUUUUCCCAAAUUGAAAUACAGAAGAAAAUAUGUUUUGAGCCUGAAAUUUAACAGUUAUUUAUGUGAAGUACUUUAUUUAAGACAUUAUCUUCUAAUGAUUUUAAUCUCAGAUACUAUCUUGCCAUUCUGUGUGUUACGGAGAAGUGCUGACAAGUUAAGGACAUUGGGAGCUGCUUUUUUCCCCUAAAUAAAAAUGGCAUUGGCUAGAUUAUUAUUGGUUGGUUCCCACAUCGGUUGGUUCCCACAUCACCCAUUAAAGUUGGUAAUUAUUACCGUGUUUGAUAUAUGUAUAUUAGUCUUAAGUCAGUGUACAAAUUGCACUGGAAUUUGACAGUUGUCUAUACAGUACUGCAACUUGACAUGGAAAACAGUGGUCUUGGAAAUGGAAGCAGGGAGUCGACUGACUUGAGAGGUUAAUGUGAGGCCUUUUUGAAAGAUGAAUAUUUUGAUAAAGAGAAUUGUCUAUUGAGCACAGUUGAUGCACAAAGGUGAUUUCUCCUAUUUGUUAUAUAAGCUGGUUUAAUACACUUGAAACAUAGUUGAAUUACAUUCACUUCCUGAGAAAGCUCGCUUACUACACACUCAAGCUUAUCAAAUAAUUUUGCCACAGCCAAAGCCAUUUAAAAAGUUCAUUCUGAAAUUACUUCUUUCACCUACAGUAAAAUAAUUGCUAACUCACUAGUCUUUCUGGAAACUGUUGGAUUCUAGGCAUUCCUGAGAAAUUAAAAGUGGCUACCUUUCAUGUCAAAAAUGUUGAUCUAUUAUAAAUAAAAUGUUUUGCAUA
This is a messenger RNA of Loxodonta africana (African savanna elephant), 5489 nucleotides long. RefSeq names its product RAB11 binding and LisH domain, coiled-coil and HEAT repeat containing (gene RELCH). Gene Ontology annotation, molecular function: protein binding. Gene Ontology annotation, biological process: intracellular cholesterol transport. The record is from RefSeq and is a predicted model, not a curated record. Gene Ontology annotation, cellular component: trans-Golgi network; recycling endosome. Bases 169 to 3873 code for a protein of 1234 amino acids. The transcript has 30 exons. Lineage: Eukaryota; Metazoa; Chordata; Mammalia; Proboscidea; Elephantidae.